AAUGAACAAUAAUAUAUGUGAUUAUCAUCCUGAACAAAGAAUUACUAUUCUGUGUUUAUACAAUUAAUGUAAAGAGGAUCGUUUAGGUUGUUAGAAGUGUCUUCUAUCUUUACAUAAAUCACAUAUCAAAAGUUGUGUGUUAAUAUCAGAAAUCUAAAAGAAAUAACAUUGUGUUGAAUUAUUUGCAAAUAAUCAAAAUGAAUAAUAAAUUGUUAAGUUUUCAGAAGAUGAAUUAAUCCAUAAAGACAAACUCAAUUCAAUUUCAAAUCAAUUACAAUAAUCAUUAAAAAGUUGUUUAAAUAUAUAUCAAAUCUUUAGGAUAUCUUAAGCAAAUCAAAUUGAAUCUAUUAGAGUAGGAAUCCAAGUAAAAAACAAUUCAAAUGAAACAUAAUAAAGAAAUUCUUAAUUCAUACUUCAAUUCCUAUGAAUUUGAGAAAUUAAAAGAACAAUUAAACAAAUUCAAAACAGGUUAAUCAACUGAAGAAUAAGUAUUAUUAAUAUUUUUAUUAGAUAAAUGAUUUUAUAUCUCAAAUUAUUAAAGAUAGACAAAACUUAUAGAAUGUUUGUUAAAAUUAAUUAACUUAAGGAUCUAAAUAGAAUGGAUUGCCAUAAGAAUUCAAAGAUAUGGUAGUGACAGAAGUCUGUAAUUCAUUAGAAUCUAUAAAAAACUUUAUGAGAAAAGAUGAUUGUAAAUAGUAUAUAUAUAUUUUAUAGCCAUCUUUUUCUAUAAAUCUUAAUUAUCAUAAGAAGAAGAUGCCAAUAUUUAAGAGACAAUUAAAGGAAAAUAAUUUAUAUUUAAUGAUUAAGAUGAAGUACAACUCAUUUAUGGAUCAUGCACACUAUCAAAAGGAAUUUAUGAAUUUCAAAUUGCUAUUGAAUAUAUAUAAAAUGAGUAAUCAAAAUAAGAGGAAUAAUAAGAAGGAUUGGCAUCAAUUGUUAAUAAUUCCCCUUAAUUAUAUAAUCCUUAUUCUUAACAUACUAUUGGUGGUCAUAUUAGCAAUUCUGGAAUAUUUGCACAAUAAGAAUAUUAACAUUUACAUAGAGUUUAUAUAGGAGUUGUGGAAGAUUUGGUUAAGGAUUAAAUGGCCACUUAUUCAAUAAUGUAUUAAACAUAGUAAUGUUGUGCUGUUGAUAUUGUGAGAGGAGCAGCCAUUGGAUCAUUUCAUAUGAAACAAUAAUUAGGAGAGAAAAUUGAACCAAUCUAGACUUUGUUUCACAAAAAUAUGAAGAAAGGAUUAGUGUUGGCAUUUAAGAUUAAUUUAGAUGAAAAGUAUAAAUUUAAAAUUAUAGAAUAUAUUAGUAAACUGAUAUUAACAGAUAGUGAAAACAAAACAAGAUAUGAAGGACAAUUAUACAAUAUGACAGGAGACAAUAUAAAACCUUAUAUAUUAAUUUACAAGAGUAAUGUUAAAGUAACGAUUAAUUGAGUU
Molecule: messenger RNA, 1430 nt
Organism: Paramecium pentaurelia
Lineage: Eukaryota; Ciliophora; Oligohymenophorea; Peniculida; Parameciidae
Source: the annotation of a GenBank genome assembly